CGCUGCACGCGGCCCCGGACGCCCCCGCUGCACGCAGCGCGGCGGCGGCCGCCAUCUCCGGCGGCGGCGGGCGGUGCCGCGCGGACCCCGAGCCCCGGAGGCCCUCCUUAUAGCCUGGAAAAAAUGACAGAUCUCGUAGCCGUUUGGGAUGUUGCUUUAAGUGAUGGAGUCCAUAAGAUUGAGUUUGAACAUGGCACCACAUCAGGCAAACGAGUGGUAUAUGUAGAUGGGAAGGAAGAGAUAAGAAAAGAAUGGAUGUUCAAACUAGUGGGCAAAGAAACUUUCUGCGUUGGAGCUGCAAAGACAAAAGCAACCAUAAAUAUAGAUGCUGUCAGUGGCUUUGCAUAUGAAUAUACUCUGGAAAUUAAUGGCAAAAGUCUCAAGAAGUAUAUGGAGAACAGGUCGAAGACUACCAAUACCUGGGUAUUACAUUUGGAUGGUGAGGACUUUAGAGUUGUGUUGGAAAAGGACACUAUGGAUGUAUGGUGCAAUGGUAAAAGAAUGGAGACAGCAGGUGAGUUUGUAGAGGACGGGACUGAAACUCACUUCAGUGUUGGGAACCAUGACUGUUACAUAAAGGCUGUCAGUAGUGGGAAGCGGAAAGAAGGGAUUAUCCAUAGUCUCAUUGUGGAUAAUAGAGAAAUUCCAGAGAUCCUUGAAUGACUUCAUGUUAGUGAAUUUUAAUCUUAACAAGUAAAAGGUGAAGACUUUUAAAUUACUGUGGUAAUUAAAUAUGUUCAAUAUGUACUUUUCAGUACACUUAGUCUGCCAGGUGUUUAUUUUUUAGAUACUUGAAACUGUAAUAUUUCAAGAGUCAAAAAAAAAAAGAAAUAUGUACAAUCUUAAAAAUUGCGAUUUAUUUUAUAAAUAAUGUAAAAUGUUUUAAAGCCAAAUGGAAAAAAGAUAUGGACCAAAAUCACCAAUGUUUUACAAGAGGAACUUUUACUAUAAUAAAUACUAUAAAAUAAAAUUGGUGCUGCUUGAUUUAUGUUUCUAAAAAUGGAUAUCUUCAUAUAUUAAUUUUUUUUUUUAAUUUUAGAGAGACAGAGAGAGCACAUGAAC
Messenger RNA from Nyctereutes procyonoides (raccoon dog), 1062 nucleotides. RefSeq names its product Fas apoptotic inhibitory molecule (gene FAIM). Lineage: Eukaryota; Metazoa; Chordata; Mammalia; Carnivora; Canidae. Bases 124 to 663 code for a protein of 179 amino acids. Gene Ontology annotation, biological process: negative regulation of extrinsic apoptotic signaling pathway via death domain receptors; positive regulation of neurogenesis; canonical NF-kappaB signal transduction. The transcript has 5 exons. The record is from RefSeq and is a predicted model, not a curated record.